Clunio marinus is the source of this 761-nucleotide messenger RNA. NCBI's taxonomy places the organism in Eukaryota, Metazoa, Arthropoda, Insecta, Diptera, Chironomidae. The record is from the annotation of a GenBank genome assembly.
ACGGGCUAAAGAUGGUUUUAUCAAUGUCUGCAAUAUGUUUUUGCAUAAUGAUAACUUCAGGAGCCGAGAUUGCUGCAAACGCUGAUAAUACAAUUGAAGCUACAAAUCCUCAACCUUCAAACAUUCAACAUACAGUUGCAAAACGAGCGUGGCAACAAUUACAAAGUGGCUGGGGAAAACGAAAUUCUGAAGACGACCAACAAAGUGAACCAAUUGAUGAUUUACAUCGCCAGAUUAUGAAGAUUUAUUCUGACCAGCUGUUGUCCAAUAAAAUUGAUGAUGAUGAUGAAUAUGUUCCAGAAGAAUACGACAUGCCGAGUGAGAAGAGGGCUUGGAAGUCAAUGAGUAAUGCAUGGGGGAAGCGCGACUGGAGUCAAUUACGUGGAAACGGUUGGGGUAAGAGAGCACAAGGAUGGAAUAAACUUUCGUCUGCUUGGGGGAAAAGAAAUCCUGGCUGGAACAAACUUUCAUCAGCUUGGGGAAAAUAAACAUCCUGAUGAUUUCUGUCCAUUGUUCAAUUGAUAGCAAAAAUUAUAUGAUUCAUCUUUAAUCAUAAUAUUAAGCUUCGUCAUCUCUCUCUCCCUCUCUCCCUCAACAUAUUAUUUUCUUGUUUUUGGAAUCAAAUGUGAAUAGUUAUGAGAAUGUUAAAUAUAAAUAAAAAAGGAAAAUUCGUUUGAAGAUUUCUUGUAUAAUAAUCAAGCAUCACUAUAGAUAUUAAAAUCAAACAGCAAAUACAUUAUAAUCGAAAGCAAAAUAACCAC